This is a messenger RNA of Hippocampus comes (tiger tail seahorse), 2173 nucleotides long. It is a transcript of the gene dffa, whose product is annotated as DNA fragmentation factor, alpha polypeptide. NCBI's taxonomy places the organism in Eukaryota, Metazoa, Chordata, Actinopteri, Syngnathiformes, Syngnathidae. The transcript is spliced from 6 exons. The coding region runs from base 100 to 1062 and encodes 320 amino acids. The record is from RefSeq and is a predicted model, not a curated record. Gene Ontology annotation, biological process: apoptotic process; regulation of apoptotic process.
CCUUAGCGUCAACGCCGUUCCCGUAUUCGAAACUGCCAACUACUGAGAGCUGUCUUCUGCUGUCCUAUUAAUCAUAAUAGUUGGACGUUUCUGCGUAUAAUGGCGGAUCGAAAGCCGUGUAAGGUGUGCAACUUUACACGCCAGAAGUCAUAUGGCGUGGUUGUUCCAUCGCUCGAGGAACUUAAGGUAAAAGGAAGUGAGUUUCUUGGCUUCACACCACAUGACCCAGUGACAGUGGUCUUAGAAGACGAUGGGACAAUAGUUGAGGACGAAGCCUACUUUUGGUGUUUGCCCUUAAACACAAAGUUCAUGCUGCUGCAUGAAAAGGAAACAUGGUCGCCGCUUCGCAGAGUUGAUGGUGGCACAGCGUGGAUGGCGAGAGAUUCUGUGAUGCUAGAGAGCGACACUGUGGAUGCAGCCCAUGGUAGUGCAUCAUGGUUGGACUUGGCCUUGCAGCUGAAACGGGACCUGGCCAGCAUCAUCCUCAUGUGUGAGGAAGACUUAGAGUGCUUAGUGGGCGUCCCCUGCCCUGAGCUAGCUUCUGCUCUCGGCUUCCAAGAAAAGAAGACAGAGAAUCUUCAGGAAACACUGCAGAGGGUUUUGGACCGUCGGGAGGAAGAGAGGCAAUCGAAGGAGUUGCUCCAACUCUUCCUCAAAGCAGCAGAGAAAGAAGACGGACAGCCACAGGAGGAGGCUUGGCGGCAGAGCGAGGGAGGUGCCGAUGUUCCUGAUGGUAUGGAGGUGGAUCAAGCAUGUGGAUUCACUUCCAGGACUUUGAUGGUCCUGAAAGGCAAAACAAGCCCAGAGACCAGGCUGUCCACUGAAGAUCUCCAGAUGGUGGUGGCCAAAGGGGCCGAAGCUAUGCAGCAGGUGCUCGGCUGGGACAAAGUCAGGACAUCGACGCUGCUUCAAGACUGCGAGUCGGAGCUCAAACGACGGCUUCAGCAGAUCCAGGCCGUGCAGUCUAUGAGGGGCAACAUGGCGCAGAGGGACAGCAGCCUGCCGCCUAAUGACAAGAACGACGAGGAGAGCAAAGCCACACUGCCUCGAAGAGGAAAAUAGUCUGUUACCUUACCAGAGCAGAGACUCCAAAGAGCUUACGCCGACCGCUUCAGGGCCAGCAGAAUGAAUUCGCGCUGGGUUGCCGAUACUAUUUUUACCGCUGGAUUUUGUAUAAAUGUCAACAAGGUUGGUGUUUGUAGCAUUUGGUACAACUUUCAAACCACUUCAAUGCUUUUGCCUCAAGCAGAAGCUGAGGGCUUUGCACAAGUCGUGUUUUUUUUUUUUUUUUUAAUCAAACGUCUGAUGUUUAAAUCACAGAUAUUCCUUAUUUGGAUGAUAAACGAGCUGCUGUGAAACAAACCUCACGUGCAUUUGUUUGAAGCUUAACAUCCAACUGUCGUCAUCUGAUAUGAGCGGGUACAUUUUGAAUCGCUGCGGAUCCACUUUAUGACAUGGAUACAGUUGCCUUGUUGGGUUUUAAUGUGGAAAAAAAAGGAGCUCAGAGACUCAGACGGAGAUGUAAUGUUCCAUUUUUCUUGAUUUCUUGAUAGAAGCCAGUAAUCCUUUAAGUAUCAAGAGUCUUUGUUGUGAUAUUCUGGUAACUGGCCCUUUAUUACCCCACUCGUCCGUAGAGAGUUCCAUUCCUAUCAUCCGUUUUCUGUCCUCAUUAAAGUCAUGAGUGAGCUGGGGCUCUAUUCCAUUAAGAUUUGGUGUACAGCGUGGACUGUUCACCUGCCAGUCAGGGCACGUAGACAAGCUCUGACACCCCCCCGUUCACACCGAUGGGCUUUUUAGUGUCUUCACCUAACAUUCAGAAUUUUGUGAUGUGGGAGGAAAACAGAGUGCCAAGAGAAAACCCAUUCAAGCACCAGAAUAACAUUUGCACGCAGAAGGGCCUGAGCCAAGAGUCCAACUCCGAACUUAGACUGUGAGGCAAACAUUUGCAAUUUUGUGGCAAUAGAGACAGAUCAUUUGUAACUUUUCUUGUCAGUUUUCUGUGCAAAGUAGUAUGCCUGAUCGAUUGAGUGAUUAGAAAUGUGGCACGAGAUCCGUCGGUGGGCAAAAUCAAUUCCAAGAUAUACAGUGUGCAAGUCGUGACAAUAUAUUGAGAUGGCGUUGUAGCGCACACACAGAUUAAUUAAUCAUUUUCCUAAUAAAGAGUUAGACAAGA